AUGACGAGUCCUCCUUCGUCGCGGCCUCGGCGGCGCUGCUCGAAGCGCCGUAGGGCGGCGCGCUGGCGCUCCGUCGCCAUCUUGAUGGAGUCCUGGCGUGCCCAUUCAAGGGCCGCGUCGUCGUCGAGCUCGACCUCGCCGUGCUCCGUCUUCACCGGCGCGAGCCCCGGCUCCGUCUUUGGCUUGACGAAGCGCGGCGCCGGUGAAGACUGGGUGGCAACACAUGUGGAGAGGUGGCGCUCGGGAGAGGGAGGGCUGGGGGAGAAGAGCUCGGCGGCGACGCUCGGGAGAGGUGAAGAGGCGUCUUAUCCAGAAAAAGAGAACAAUCCUCGGUUAAACAUAUUCUAUACGGCCGAUGGCGGCAAAACUCUGUGCUACAACUUGAACUGCGGAGGGUUCGUUCAAACAAGCAGGGACAUCGCCCUGGGCGCUAGCAUCGUCAAUGGUGCAUCCGGUGUAGAUGAUCCCAGCCCUGCCGGGCCUUGGCAUGUGCUGGUGAACGACACGGACCUCGGCGACUACCCUCGGGCCAUUUUCCCGUGGUGGAUGUUCCCUGAAUCUGUUGCCAACCUGAUGGGUGGCACGGUGCUCAACACAUGGCCGGGCGGCAAGCACACCGACACCGUUAUGGGCAACGGACGACGGCCACCCAGGGACUCCAAACCUGCUAUUGUCAAGGGUUACGUAGCUGUUGACCUCGAUGGACACCCCUUCCCCGACACUCUCGAAGUCAUUGUCCACACUGCGCCCAACUGCUACGACCUCAACCUGCUUGGGCAAAGCAAUGGCACCGUAGGUGUCAGCGUUGCAUUCGGCGGAUCCGGUGGACCGGACUGUGCCCCGCGGUCCGCCUAG
Messenger RNA from Aegilops tauschii subsp. strangulata, 855 nucleotides. The record is from RefSeq and is a predicted model, not a curated record. NCBI's taxonomy places the organism in Eukaryota, Viridiplantae, Streptophyta, Magnoliopsida, Poales, Poaceae.